Molecule: messenger RNA, 822 nt
Organism: Tribolium castaneum (red flour beetle)
Lineage: Eukaryota; Metazoa; Arthropoda; Insecta; Coleoptera; Tenebrionidae
Product: cyclin-dependent kinase 2-like
Exons: 3
Coding region: 135-755 (206 amino acids)
Biological process (GO): signal transduction; regulation of G2/M transition of mitotic cell cycle; G1/S transition of mitotic cell cycle
Cellular component (GO): cyclin-dependent protein kinase holoenzyme complex; nucleus; cytoplasm
Molecular function (GO): cyclin binding; cyclin-dependent protein serine/threonine kinase activity; ATP binding
Source: RefSeq, a predicted model, not a curated record
CUGAAAGAAAACGGCGAAUUGCGAGUCAUGAAGACCUUGGAGCCGUCAGAAGAGCGCUUACAACUGGCGGAGAAUUUCAAGACAAAGGCUGAGCGCAUGGAUGGGGACACCCUCCGUAGAGACUCCCGGAGGAAAUGAACUACAUGAAACAAUUAUGCGAAGGCCUUUCCUAUUUACACACCCAGCGCAUCCUUCACCGUGAUAUCAAGCCCCAAAACUUGCUAGUCGAUAAAGAAGGCCACAUCAAAAUCGCCGACUUUGGCCUCUCUCGCUGUUUUUCCAUACCAACAAAACCGUACACCCACGAAGUGGUGACAAUGUGGUACAGAGCGCCUGAACUGCUCCUAGGUUCCAAGCUGUACACCAAUGGGAUCGACGUGUGGAGUCUUGGGUGUGUUAUGGUAGAAAUGUUGUUAAAACGUGCCCUUUUCCCCGGUGACUCAGAAAUCGACCAAAUGUUCAAAAUUUUCAAAACUCUGGGAACGCCAAAUGAGGAAAUGUGGCCGGGGGUGUCGUCACUGCCGGCCUAUGAGGUCUGGUUCCCGCAGUGGAAGCCAUGCGAGCUUAACACUCAAAUUAAAUUCAACGAUUCGGAGGAAGAAGAGUUUCUUAAAUUGUUGUUGGUUUAUGAUCCGUUUGUGCGAAAGUCGGCCAAAGAUUUGCUAAGUCUGCCCUAUAUCAAGAGAGCCAAGCUCACGACGCCUGAUAUGAAGCCGUUUCCUGACGAAGAGGAGGACUCUGAACGUACAAAUUAAAUUGUUGCAAUUUAUGCAAUGUUCCCAUAAUGUGACAUUAUUUUUUUUUAUUAAAAUUGUUCGGUUA